AUGCCCUCAAGCACACUUCCACGUUCUGCUAUGCGCAGUCUAACCCGAGCGACGCCCUCUCUACGAUCAGCACCUCGGCGCAUUGCCACGAGAUGUCUCCACCAACAAUCAUCGCCCAUCACAGCCUCAAGAUUGCAACAUAGACCGGCAGCACAGCCCUGGAGCCAAAGGGUAGCGGCGCCAUCAGCGACGGUCGCACGACGAACCAUGUUCAUCCAAACCGAGCCCACACCAAACGCCGAUGCCCUAAAGUUCAACCCCAACCAGCGCGUCCUCCCAGAAAACAUCUCCUCCCCGUUUCUCGAAUACCUCAACCCCCGCUCUACCCUCGCCCCGCCACAUCCAUCCCCUCUCGCCGCCCAACUCCUCAACAUCGACGGCGUAACCAGCGUCUUCUUCGGCGCCGACUACAUCACCGUUACAAAGGACUCGGCCACCCCCUGGUCGCACGUCAAGCCCGAGGUCUUCGCCCUCAUCAACGAAUACAUGACCUCGGGCCAACCCAUCGUCAACACCGUCGCCGCAAAAGCUGGUGAGCAAGGCCAAGGCGGUCAAGAAGCCGACAGUCUUGCCUACGACGAAAACGACGAUGAAGUCAUUGGCAUGAUCAAAGAACUCCUCGACACGCGCGUCCGCCCCGCUAUCCAAGAAGACGGUGGUGACAUUGAAUUCCGCGGCUUCAACGACGGCCAGGUUCUGCUCAAGCUGAGGGGUGCGUGCCGUACCUGCGAUUCGAGUACCGUGACACUCAAGAAUGGCAUCGAGAGCAUGUUGAUGCAUUAUAUUGAGGAGGUCAAGGGCGUGCAACAGGUGCUGGAUCAGGAGGAGGAGAUUGCUAUGAAGGAGUUUGCCAAGUUUGAGGAGAAGCUGAGGCAGCAGAAGGGGCCUGAUGCGACGGCGGGGACGGUUGGCAAGGGCAGUUUGGAUUAUGUGGAGUAG
Molecule: messenger RNA, 939 nt
Organism: Alternaria burnsii
Lineage: Eukaryota; Fungi; Ascomycota; Dothideomycetes; Pleosporales; Pleosporaceae
Product: hira-interacting protein 5
Exons: 2
Coding region: 1-939 (312 amino acids)
Biological process (GO): iron-sulfur cluster assembly
Cellular component (GO): mitochondrion
Molecular function (GO): iron-sulfur cluster binding; iron ion binding
Source: RefSeq, a predicted model, not a curated record